Myotis myotis is the source of this 3627-nucleotide messenger RNA. RefSeq names its product CMRF35-like molecule 1. The transcript is spliced from 7 exons. Gene Ontology annotation, molecular function: transmembrane signaling receptor activity. NCBI's taxonomy places the organism in Eukaryota, Metazoa, Chordata, Mammalia, Chiroptera, Vespertilionidae. The coding region runs from base 194 to 1132 and encodes 312 amino acids. The record is from RefSeq and is a predicted model, not a curated record. Gene Ontology annotation, cellular component: plasma membrane.
CACAACAACUAUGAAAUCUUGCCCAUUACAUCUACUUCCUCUUUUAGUUGUAUUCACACAUGGGAAGUGGCUGGGGGAGGAAGUGUGAGAGUGACUGUGAGUGAAAGCAGAAGGCUUGGAGGAUGAAGGAGUCGAGCCUCUAGUUCGGUCUUGCUGAGGGGCUCAACCCAGGGGGACCCGUGCGAGGCUGAAAAUGUACCUGCUGCUGCUCUUUCCCCUCCUCUUCUGGGUUCCAGGCUCAUCAGUUCCCAUCACGGGUCCAGAAGCAGUGAGAGGUCAGGAGCGGGGAGUCUUGACUGUGCAGUGUCGCUAUGACCCAGGAUGGAAGACCUACCUGAAGUGGUGGUGUCGAGGGGCUGUUUUAGGAAGCUGCAAGAUCCUUGUUCAAACCAAUGGAUCAGCGUUUGGGGAGAAGGACCGUGUGUCCAUCCGGGACCAUCAGACAAACCGCACAUUGACUGUGACCAUGAAAGAGCUCAGGCAAGAAGACACAGACACUUACUGGUGUGGGAUUGAGAAAACUGGAACUGACCCUGGGUUCCGUGUUAAAGUGACCAUUGAACCAGCACCAACUACAGUGUUGACCCCCACCUCUGCCAUCGCCUCCACUGCCAACGCGUUCACAGUACCAGACACCCCAGAAAACUCCACAGGCUUCCUGAAUGUGACCAGCCAGCACUCCGAUGGCAGUGGCGACUCCCCGAAGCUCUUCAUCCUCCUGCCCCUACUCUUUACUCUGUUGCUGCUUCUCUUGGUGGCAGCCUCACUGUUGGUGUGGAGAAUGGUGAAGCGACAGAGGAAAGCUGCUGGGAUAUCCCCAGAGCAGGUGCUCCAGCCCCCGGAGGACAAUGUCUGCUAUGCCAACCUGAACCUGAAGCAGACAGGAGCCUCGCCCAGCUCUCCCAGGAAGAGGGCCCCCACACAGCCCUCCUCCUCUGCCCAGGACGACCAGGGGGAAGUGGAGUACAUCACCAUGGCCCCCUUUCUGGACAAGGACAUUUGCUAUGCAGCUCUGUCUCUGGACACCUCAGAUCAGGACUCAAUCUACAUCAACACACAGGACCUCAUCACCCCCCGUCCCAGCAGGAGCCAGGAGGAGCUCAUCCAAUACAGUGCCAUCAGGAAGCCUUAGCUGUGCUAAGGACCCCCUGCCUGACCCCACAUGAGGCUUGUCAGCAUGUUCCUGCCUCGUCUGCUUUCUGCUCCCAGUCCUCUCAUCGCUCCCAGCCCGGAACUGGGCUCCAAGCCUGGUCUCAGGGGGAUUCUGGGAGAUAGAAAGGGGUUUCCCCAUUUUCCUUCCUCUCCCAGAGGCUGGGGCUAUGGUCUGGGGUAGCUGAGGGAAGAAUAAUGAUGAUCAUGACAUUAAUAGCAACAAACGUCUAUUUAUUGCUGCCAUGUGUGAUGGGUUGAAUAACAGCUCCCAAUGCUAUGUAUGUACUAAUCUCCAGAAUCCGUGAGCAUUAGCUUCUUUGGCCAAAGGGGCUGGGCAGAUGUAAUUAAAUGAAGGAUUUGGAGAUGCGGAGAUUGUUCUGCAUUAUCCUGGCAGGCCCUAAAUAGAACCACAAGGGUCCUCCUUGUAAGAGGGAGGCAAGAAGGUCACAAGAGAAGGCGCUGUGACGAUGGAAGCAGAGGUUGGAAUGACGCGGCCAGGAGCCAAGGAAAGCUGUAGCCUCUAGAAGCUGGAAAAGUCAAGGACUGGAUGCGUCAGAAGGAACCAGCCUCGCGGAGACCCUCACCUAAACCCAGUGAAAGGGAUUUGGAACUUUUGGCCUCCAGAACUGUAGGAGCAUAAAUGAACAUUGUUUUCAUUGAGCCACUAAAUUGAAGGUAUUUGGUUAAGCCACAUUGGGAACAGAUACCCUAUUGUGGCAGGUGCUCUUUCCUAAAUGCUCUACCUAUAGAAACUCAUUCAAUCCUCACAACAGGGCGCCUCCAUUACUGCCCCAUUUUACAGAUGAAGAGUCGAGGUCCAGAGAGAGUCUGGGCCACUACCCUGCACUGUGAGUCUAGGGAGGAUAGUGUGUGUGUGUGUGUGUGUGUGUGUGUGUGUGUGUGUGGGCACCUGCAUUCACACAGCAAUAGUUAGUGAAUAUUUACAAACUCCGGACUCACCAUGCUUCUUCUAGAGUCCUGGUAGCCCUCUCUCCAGAGAAGUGGUCAGCAAACUGCGGCUCUCGAGCCACAUGCGGCUCUUUGGCCCCUUGAGUGUGGCUCUUCCUAAGCCUUAGGAGUACCCUAAUUAAGUUAAUAACAAUGUACCUACCUAUAUACUUUAAGUUUAAAAAAUUUGGCUCUCAAAAGAAAUUUCAAUCGUUGUACUGUUGAUAUUUGGCUCUGUUGACUAAUGCGUUUGCCGACCACUGCUCCAGAGCAUGUCCUGAAUCCUGUCCAGUCCCAUUGUCUCCAUGGUGACCAGCCUCGUUCAAGCUGCCAUCCAGUCCCCUGGCUGGAGUCCCUCUUUCCAUCUGUGUCCAUUCUCCCAGCAGCCAGACCUGCUCACUCCCUGCUUAUCACCCUUGGGUGGCUUCUUCCACAGCCUAUGAGGCCACCGGGAUCCAUGGUCCCUGCCUGAGCCUAUGACCCUGUCUCUGCCAACUCUCCCUGCCCCUUGCUGUCCUUCACCCCCAGGGGCCUUCCUGCUGUCCUUGGAACUUAAUAAGGCUUGUUAACCCUCACCUGAGGAUAUAUAUUUUUUCCAUUGAUUUCCUUAGAGAGAGUGGAAGGGAGGGGGAGAUAGAGAGACAGAGAUAGAGAGAGAGAAAACAUCGAUGUGGGAGAAACACAUCAAUUGGUUGCCUCAGGGUUGGGGGCCUGGAAGUGUUUAGGGGCCAUUAUCAGUGGGUUCUGGGGCUGGCCUCACUUCUCACAGCUGUGGACACCCAAGGGGCCUGGGGAGGAUGGUGGCCAUCCCAGCAUGAUUGUGCUCUCCCUCCCGGGGGAAUUCCCUAGCAUGGCCACAGCUUUACGAUCCGAUCAUGGGGAAUUUGCAGAGUCCUGACAAGCUUACAUAUUCUUGGGCUGGUCAUUUAUGCUGCUGGGGUCAGAGAGAGACCGUGUGACCCUGGCCGUUUUAGGAUUUACACCGAACAGGAAGUGCUGACAGAGAGAUCUUUAAAUGGAAAAGGUCAACGUUAAGCAAAAUCAGAGUGAGGCAAAAUAGAAAAAUAAAAGUCAAAAUAGAAAGCCCUGGGCCAGGGCACCGCUGUGCCAUUUUAACUUCUGUGUAUAACGGGGUUUUACUGCUGAGUUUUUAAGCAGCCAGCGCCAAGCAGAAUCCACAAGUACCUGGGUUUGUCGGACUAGUUACAUCUUUUCUAGUAACUAGUGGAGUUCCUGCCAUGAAUCUCCUGACAUAAAUCGAGAAACACCGGGGAGACUAGAAUGCAGCUCAGUUUAGUUUGGCUGGAGGACUCUGGUUGCUUCUGCCUUUUUCUGGACCGUGGAUAUGGGCUGGAAAUGGAAGUUUCUGGCAGCCUGGCUGAGCUGAGGAAAAAGAAACCAGCUUAGAAAGACAGAUCCAUGCCUGGCUGGCGUGGCUUAUUGUUGAGCAUUGACCUAUGAGCCAGGAGGUCACGGUUCCAUUCCCUGAUCCCCAGUAUGGGGCGUGCAGGAGGCAUCCGAUCAAUG